UGAAGGUAGAACAACAAGAGCCUCGUGGACACCUCUCCUCGAUAGUUUCUCAACAGAAAUCUUUAAAAUCAUCUUCUCUGCCUCAUCAUGGACUCCCAAGACUCUUCAUCACUUACUAAACUUAUUCUCAACAACUUUAUAGUACAGGGAAAACCUCGAGCACAACAAGGGAAGGUUUGUGUGAUCAAGAAGUUACUACGGACGGUCAAGAAGUUACGUGAAAAGAAGGCUGAUAAUGACCUCAUAAAAGCAAAAUUUAAUCGUAGGGCUGAGAAACUUGUGGAGGAAGUCAUGAUCCUUAAGCGCAUUGCUCCGAUUGAUAUAAUGAAGUUCAUCAUCCUGAAUAAGAAAUCAUUCACAGCAGUUGCAAGUAAUCCAAAGGCAAAAAUAGAGGAGAGAGCAUUGUGUCGUCUUGCUACACACAAAGGCAUUAGUGCUAUCAUUAAUAAAUUUCGAGAGCAGUAUCCGAAGUGGGCAGAAGAGGUUCCAGUCUUACUCAAGGGUCUUGGAAUUCUUCAUCGAAAAAAGAAGUUGGAGAGAUUGAAGCGGAGGGGCAAGUUGGAAAAGUAUCUGGAAAAGGAGCAACGCUCUCUCAAGCUUCUGCAAGAACUAACUAAUAUUGAUAUAGACCCAAAGAUCAUUAAGGGGGCUAUUGAUAUGUCAGAGGAAAUUAAAAAGGAAAAAGCUAACAGCAAAAGUAGAAAGAGAAAGAAGGAGGGGAAUAUGACACCAAAAGUAGUAAAGAGAAAAUUGGAGGAAACAGAAAAGAAUAAAAUAUAUGUAGAGAAUAUUAGCAAAGGAAAUAACAUAGAAAUGGGAGAAAGUGGUAGUAAAAAGAGCGGCAGUUUAGAUGAUGAUACUGAUGAUGCAAGUGAUGAUAAAACUACUGAUAAAAAGCUAAAGAAAAUAGAAAUUAUUAGAAAGAAAGCUAUAAGUGAAGAUGAUAACAGUAAUUGCGAAGUUAAUGUUGGCGAUACAUCAGAUUGUGAAGAUAAUGUUGGUGAUACAUCAGAUUUUGUAGUUCAAAGCUUAAGUCAGAACUUACAACAUAAAGAGCAGACAGGGAAUAAUUCUGAAAGCAAAGAUGAAAGCAGCAGUGAAGAGGAGUUAGAACAUAGUGAUUCUUACAGUGAGAGUGGUGAGGAUGGACUGACAGUUACUACAGAAUGUAGAAAUGUAGAGAACCCUUCCAUUAGCAAGGUUUCUAAAGCCUCAAGGAUUGCAGAAGUGAAGCAGUUGGACCUCAAGAACAUUGAUGGAACUAUUGAAGGAGAUCACAGUAGUGUCGUUUCUGAUUCUGAAGAUGAAGCUUUUUUCGUAGGAAAAACAGCAUCCAAAAAAAAUAAAAAGAGCAAAAAAAGCAGUUUCUUCUUAGGAUCCGGAAACUGCAGCGAAGAUUUAGAAGACAGUGAUGAGGAAUCAGAAGGUGAAGACAGAGGACAAAGACCUGCCAAGGAAUCCUACAGUAAUGCUGAAGAUUCUGAUGAUAUAGACACUGGCAAAUAUCUUAGAAUGAAUAUGUUCAGACUGAAUUGCAGUAGGAGAGGUGCAGACCGAGGACGUGGGGGGAACAGAGGACGAGGUAGUGGCAGGGGACAUACAGUGGAUAGAAGUAGAGUUUGGGACAGAGGACAGAGCAAAAACAGAGGGUGGGGAGGGAACUGGGAAAGAGGCAGUGGCAGAAGAGAGGAAAACUGGAAAAGGGUGAUUGGAGAGAAUUAUGAAAAUUCUUCCAAGAUUGAGAGAAAUCAUGGAGAUUUUAAAAAUAAAGAAAAAGAAGUUCGAAGAGGUAGAGAGAGAGAUUACAACUGGAAUGAAGAGAGAGAAAUUGGAAGAGGAGGCCGAGGCAAUAGAAGAGGUGGCCGAGGAAUUGCAGGAAAUGAAAAACACAGAAGAGGAACAUUUAACCAGGAGUCAGGCAAUAGGUUCCAAAACCAAGGAGCAAGAAGAGAAAAUGGAAGACAGUUUUCAUGGAAAAGGUAUGCAUUUUAUUUUAUUUGAGCCAUGUCUUUUAUC
This is a messenger RNA of Cherax quadricarinatus, 2016 nucleotides long. The record is from RefSeq and is a predicted model, not a curated record. NCBI's taxonomy places the organism in Eukaryota, Metazoa, Arthropoda, Malacostraca, Decapoda, Parastacidae.